This is a messenger RNA of Pedinophyceae sp. YPF-701, 2133 nucleotides long. NCBI's taxonomy places the organism in Eukaryota, Viridiplantae, Chlorophyta, Pedinophyceae. The record is from the annotation of a GenBank genome assembly.
AUGGGCGCCGAGCAGCGCCCCGCGCAGGAGGAGGUCCUGGAGUGGUCCGAGGACGUGGCGGAGCGGCUGCGCGGGAACUUCGAGGACGCGAAGGACGCGUUUCUGCACUUCCUCGGGCGCACCAUCAGCAACCGGCUGGACGAGCUCAAGGACCUGCUGCCGUCGCUGAACCUCAACGAGACCACCGUCAGCAAGGAGAUAUUCAGGUCCUACGCCCGCGGGAUGCGCGACGCCGCGCGCGUCGUGCAAAUUUCCAAGGGCGACGCAGACAUCACGGACUCCGCGAACCUCGCCCUGCUCCUCGACAAGGACCCCAAGGCGUUCGCGUACGCCCUGGGCCGCUCGCGGGUGCCCCCCGUGUACCUCGAUGCCCGGCACGCCCGCGCUGGAGUCGAGGGCGUCGGGGCGACCUGCUCGCUCCAGAAGGCCCGCCAGCUCAUCCGGAAAUUCGACUCCUCGAAGUACCUCAACCGCGACGGCCGCCUCUCGUUCCAGGACUUCGAGCGGCUCUACCACUUCGGCGUCGACCACUACGUGCGGCACCUCGAGCAGGCCGCGCGGGACAUUGCCUUCACCGAGAAGCUCAAAUCCGGGGCGCUCACGCGCACCGCGAAGCGCCCCUGGUCCGACAAGCGCUACGUCAAGGCCCGCGACGCCCUCUUCGAGCGCCUCCGCGCCCGCGCGGCCGACAACCGCGCGGCAUUCGACGACGAUCUCCUCAUGGCGCGCCUCAGUGAGCACGCGCGCUUCCUGCAGGACCAGGUGACGGCCGCGUACGUGCGGCUCUCGAAGGUGGCCUUCGCGGAGGUCCCGAGCGUCCAGGUCGAGGUGUCUGUCUCGGGCGCGGGGGGCGUCGACGUGGCCAUGACCGACCCAGCGUUGCCCCCCCUGGGGCCGUGCGCGUCGCUCAGCUGGGUGGACCGCGCCGGCACGGGCCACUGCGGGCUCGCGGCGCUGCGGCUCGCGCUCGUCGAGGCCGGCCUCCCGCUCUCGGCCACCGAGGUUCUGCAGGUCGCCGGCCGCUUUGGCCAGCCCGUGUCGGGGGGGGUGUCCGCCAAGGCACACCGCGGCGCGACGUCCACGGAGGUGCACUGGGCCGCGCUCAUCGCCUCGCUCAUGCUCCCGGACGACGACCUCGACGAAAUCCUCACGUGGUCCCGCGAGGAGGCGACCUGGUGGCGCGACCGCGCGACCGAGGCCCGCCGACGCGACCUGGCGCGCACGCCGCUCCUCGAGGACCUCUGCGAGCUCCGGUGCCACGUCGACUGGAAGCACGAGGCCCGCGGCGGCCCCGCGCGCGCCCCCGCCGGCGCCGCGGCCCCCCCCGACCUGCAUCCUGUGGCCGACAUGCCCCUGGUGAAGCGGCUCGUGGGCGUCAUGGACCGGCGGCGCGCGGCGCUCACGCGCGCGUUCGUCGCGCUGGAGAAGCACGCCGCGCCGCCGCGCCGCUCGCUCGCGCGCGACGGGCUCGUCUACGGCGUGCGCAUGGUGUCGGACCACGGGCCGUGCGGCGCGCUCGGGGCGCGCGAGAUCGACGCGCUGAUGGCGACCUUCGCGGCGCCGAACCUCCCGGGCCUCGCGGCCAAGGUCAAGCACGAGCACGUGCAGGUGGACUACGUCGCGGUCCUGCGGGCCAUCUCGCCCCUCAAGGCGGAGGUCGAGGUGGAGAAGGCGGCGCUGGGGACGUCGCUGUGGGGGCUGCGGCCGGAGGUGGCGGCGCCCGUGGGGACGGCGGGGGCGGCGGAGGGGCUGGCGGCGGAGGACGACCGCGACGCGUCGGACCCGCUGGCGGCGGUGGUGCGACUGAGCUGCGUGGUGUACCGGGACUGGGUGCGGCUGGUGGCGGGGCUGCUGUCGGUGGUGCAGUUCGAUGAGGAGUCCGCGGUGGUGAGCGUGGAGCAGGCGCGGGCGCUGUUCGAGGAGGCACUGGGCGUGCAGGCGUCCGAGGCGGAGAUGGCGGCGCUGGGGGCGUUUGUGGGGAAGCGGGGGAACGUGGACGUGGCGCGGCUGGUGGCGGUGCUGUGCUGCGCGCUCGAGGACGCGGCGGCGCAGGACGUGACGCUCGUGUGGCGCGUGACCGACGCCGGGGAGUUCCGCACCGGCCUCGUCUCCCUGGAGCCCCCCGCGCUGUGA